Molecule: messenger RNA, 4926 nt
Organism: Rhipicephalus microplus (southern cattle tick)
Lineage: Eukaryota; Metazoa; Arthropoda; Arachnida; Ixodida; Ixodidae
Molecular function (GO): protein binding
Source: RefSeq, a predicted model, not a curated record
AUGAUCCUGGACGGGGCAGCCAGCUCUGCUCAUAUGUGGUGCGCCGUGGCCGUCCUGUGGUGCGCCCUGCUGCAACCGUCGCGGGUCUCGUCCGUGCAGCGGCCGUGCGACUUCAACCGGCUCUGCCUGUGCAGCCACGACGUGGUGCGCGAAGUGGUGUGCGUCGGGGUGCCGUUCUCCGUGUUUCCCACCACCAUUGGUGAAUGCGAGAACGGGCAGGUGACGCUGGUCCGCUCGGGCCUCGAGGUGCUGCAGAACGACUCCUUGGCGGGCACGCGGUUGUCCACGCUACGGCUGAUGCACAACUCGCUGAGCCGCAUCUUGCCCUGCGCGUUCUGCGGCGCCGAGGACAACCUGGUCUCCCUCGACCUGAGCAACAACGCGCUCGCGCAGGCGCCGCUGCAUGCAAUGCGCGGACUGCGCCAUCUGCAGUGGCUCAACCUUCAGUCCAACCGCAUCGACGACCUGCGCCGCGCCGACUGGCAAGAGCUGUCCCGCACCGUCAGCCUCCGGAGCUUGUUCCUCGGGGAGAACAACGUCAAGAUCAUCCGUGACGGCCUCUUCUCCAACAUGAGCGAACUGACGACCCUCGAGCUUGACCGCAACCUGGUGUCCGAAGUGACGGGCUCGCCAUUCCCAGAGUCUCUGACGCACCUCAGCCUGGCGCACAACCUGCUCGAGCAUCUGCCGCGCCAGGCCUUGAGCAAGCUGCGCUCCUUGUCCGCUCUCUUCCUCGGAGGAAACCUGCUCAAGACGUUGCCGGCCACCUGGUUCCUGCCCACUCGCCGCCUGGACCAGCUGGACCUUAGCCGGAACCUCAUGGAUCAUCUACCAGAGAAGCUUUUCAACGGUUCGGUGUACGUGCGCGACCUGCACAUGGAGUUCAACUUCAUCACGGAGCUUCCAGUUGGCCUGUUCCGCAGCGUCUCUGUGGAGCGGCUCUCGCUGGCCAACAACAGGAUGGCGGACAUCGCAGAACACGUCUUCGGUGGUCUCGAGUCAGUUCUCAUCGUGCUCGACUUGAGCUUCAACCUCUUCCGCCGCUUCCCAUACGCUGCCCGUGCGCUCGCGUCGCUCUCGGUGCUCUAUCUACGUGGCAAUGCUCUCACUUCGCUCGAACGGCCUGACGUGCAGAGUUUUCGUGCCACGCUCGAAGUGCUAGACCUCUCGGGGAAUCGGUUCGACCGCGUCCCAUCCAGUGCCUUACGGACAACCAAGCGCUUGAGCAGGCUAAGUCUGCAGGACAAUCGCAUACAGAUGCUACACGACGAAGAUUUCGAGUUGUGGGCCCGAAACUUGACGACACUGAGCCUGGCCAACAACGGCAUCCGCACCCUGUCUAAAGACACGUUCGUGCAUCUGCCACGGUUGAGGGAGCUCAAGCUGUCCUUCAACGCCAUCCACUUCGUCGACCACCAUGUGUUCCUACCUCUACGGUCCACGCUGGAGGUCCUAGAGCUCAGCUCGACGUUGGGACAGCGCUUCCUGCCAUUAGAGCUCAUUCGCCACAUGAAGCGCGUCCAAUGGCUCCAGCUGGACCACAACCAAAUGCUUAACCUCACCGACUCGUACCUGCAGGGCUUGCCAUCUCUCGUACACUUCGACUUGGAAGGUAACAGGAUUGGCCACAUCACUCCGGGAUUCUUCAAAGAGCCCAUUCACCAAAGGCUCAACAGGGUAGUGCUCGCUCACAAUGACCUCAAUUCAGUGGACAGUGGAACAUUCAGGAACUUGUCGAGGCUUGCAAACGUCGUGCUUCUGGGAAACAAAAUACGCGUCCUUAGAAGCGGCUCUUUUAAAGAUCUCCCACUGCUUCACAACGUUGUCUUGUCUAGAAAUAGAAUCGACACCAUAGAAGCGGGUGCAUUCAACAAUCUCUCGAAACUUUCGAGUCUCCUUCUACAGCAUAACAACCUUACGUCAUUCAGCCUGGAUUGCCUCUACGGGUCAAGAAGCAGUGCUCUACUCUUGAACUUGUCUCAGAACUCUCUCGUUUCACUUCACGCUGGAGCAGAGGUUCCAGAUUCGUCAUUCAAUGAGACGCGUGGCUACGGCGUGCAUACUUUGGACCUUCGCCACAACCAGCUGGCUGAAAUCGACGACAAUUUUCUGGCCACUGUGGGCUCUACCUUACUGAAUUUAUUCAUUUCCAACAACAAGAUUUCAGGACUCAGUGGCAUCUUCGAUGCACUCAGCGUUUUGCAAACCUUCUACGCAGACCGCAAUGCGAUUUCCAACGUCACUUUCGGCGCAUUCCAGUGGUCGCCAGAGCUGCAGGUGAUCGUCUUGAGCGACAACAAGAUCGAAUCCAUCGGUGAAUUCGCAUUUGUGAACUUGACGAGGCUUCGAGUCGUCGACCUCAGUCACAACCGGAUCGCCUCCAUUCCAGAGGAUGCUUUCGAAAACACGGCUCUCGAAAGGCUCAACCUCUCCUUCAACAACAUGACGCACUUCAACUGCAUCGCGGCUGUCAAAGACACGUUACGUGUCCUCGACUUGUCCGGCAACCGCAUCUCCAGCAUCGGUGCUCAUCACUUCGACGGUUUUCAUACCAGUGUUGGCGCUCAACUUCUCUCGGAACCAAUUGAUCGCCGUCGACGAAAACUCGUUCGCCGGCCUGGCUCAACUAAUGCACCUGGACCUAGCCCACAAUCCGCUGUUCACUCUGAACAGGGCCUGCCUCUUACCGCUCAAGACUCUGGGCACUCUCAAGCUCAGGAAACUGCAGCCUGGCCAGACUUCCACCGUUCCACCUGGUUGUCGAACUUAGAUGUGGCUGAGAACUUUCUGUUCAACCUGUCCACCGAGACGUUCCGACACCUGAGGAGUCUUCGAGCGUUGGACGUGUCCCGCAACCUGCUCGAGACGAUGCCCCGUCACCUCUGGCGGUUCUUGCCCCUGCUACACUCGCUAGAUGUGUCGGGUAACCCGAUCUCCUCGUUGGCCCUCGACAGCUUCGCCGACGCUCAUGGUCUGCAGUCCCUGGACAUCAGGCGUCUGCAGUUGAAGUUCUUAGACCCCAGAGCUCUGCACGGUCUCAGGUUCUUGAGGAGCCUUCGCACGACCAGCUACGGAUCGGUGCGCUCGUUCCGGCUCCAGGAGCUCGUGUCGCAGCUGCACUCGCUGCGUCGAGUGCUGGUCGAAGUGGAGGAGCCGGUGCUCUCGCACCAGCUCCAGUGGGCGUUCGGCGCCAAGCUCAGCGAACUGACGGUGACCGGCCGCCAGCUGCGCGUCGUGUUUCCCGACGCCCUGCUCGGCCUGCACGGCAGCCACGAGCUGGUGCUCCGGCUGACCGGCACCAGCAUACGGCGCCUUCCGGCGGGCCUGCUCCGCUACCUGGCCGACGUGCGCUACCUGACGCUCGACCUGCGCGACAACCUGCUCUCGUCCAUUGGACCCGAGGUACUAAGGCCGCCGGGCGGCGAAGACUGGAAAGGCACGCAGCACCUGGCCGGUGGCAUCCGGCUGGAGAACAACCCCUGGGUGUGUGACUGCCAGCUGCUGUGGCUGAGCCGUUGGCUGCGGCGCUGGCUGCGGGAGACUCUGCGCGUCCAGAUGCUUCACUUCGACGCCGCCAUCUACGUCCACAACCUGGCCCGACAGAGCGAAUGCACUUACCCGGAGGGACAGCUGCGCAAGCCGCUCAUCGACCUCCAGGAGGACGACUUGCAGUGCGCGUCGUUCGCAAGUCACACCGUGACUCCGAGCCGCAUCUUGACUUUCGCUAUGGCAACUCUCAUCUGGACGCUCUCGACCGGAGGAUGACGUGUGUUCUCCUAAGUGUGCUCUGCAGUUUAGCGAUUCUGUGGGACUCGCCUUGCGUUCGACGAAGGACAACACCAACUGGGACAUGUACUCACUAACGUCCAGGUGCGCGUCUUGACGUGUGGUUUUGGGCGUAUGUGCGAGUGUCAGAAUACCGAAGCCUUCCUUGUGAGGAGCGUACAUCCCAAGCUUACGACAAUCGUUGCCAAAGAGGGACGGUUGAUGCGCAUCAGCCCUCAAUCGUCGGCCAGCGCUUCCAGUAGAAUGUUUGUGUAAUGCGUUGAAUGGCGUCAGCUCCCAUCGCAGCUGGUGUUUGUGAGACUACUUUGGGAGCGCUUGUACAUAGACUUUAGCAACAGAUGAGUGCCACGUUUCCUCUCGUCUAAGCUAGAACCGAUCUUGGGGAGCCCUUCUACCCAAAUGCACGAGAAUAGUUUUGCCCGUCGUAGUCACUGAACUUAAUUUGGAGGUUAACUUGGUACUCCUAAAAGAAAGGUGACAUUCUCUAAGACUAAGGCAUUAGUACAGAAUAGGGAAAAAAUGGCGGGUGUACCAUUCAUUCUACUGAUCAAUGCAUUGUUGCAUAGAGGAGUUGCCGGUCUAGGGAGUCGCCAUAGUGUGUUUUUCUUGAGUAUAGUAAAAUGUUUUCAAAUGUGCUUGCUCAAGUAACCAAUCUUUAUUUCUUCUUCUCAUAAUCACAACCAUCGUUCAAAUUUGUUCAGUGAUUACUCUAUAUGAGAGGGUAUACGUUUCACACGUAUUUGGUCGUGAUGGCUGUUCUUUGCCACGUGUGAAUGCUAACUUAAACGGGAGAGCUGAUGUACAAAAGCAGCCGAUGCAAUAAGCAAGGCUAGACGUACAAGAAGCCCAGCAGAUUCUGUGCCAAGAUAUUCAGCAGCGACUCAGACUUCGUACAAUGAACCCAGCACUUGGAUGCUGUGACCUUCUUCUGUCAUGCAAUGUGACUUUCCGUCAGAUUUCUCGUUUUCAAUGUUUCUCGUCAACAAGUAUGCGAGUGUGAAUGUCGCCAUUUCUUCCACCAACGCUUCGUGACUAUUCUCUUUCCUCUGAUAAGACAUAUUUCUUCUAGUAAAGUGCUUUCAGAUUUUGUCUGUGUGUUUUUUUAGUUUCACCUAAUAAAACGUGUUUUUCUAUUGGACA